Molecule: messenger RNA, 3732 nt
Organism: Cheilinus undulatus (humphead wrasse)
Lineage: Eukaryota; Metazoa; Chordata; Actinopteri; Labriformes; Labridae
Gene: fbxw5
Product: F-box and WD repeat domain containing 5
Exons: 10
Coding region: 94-1935 (613 amino acids)
Biological process (GO): protein ubiquitination
Cellular component (GO): SCF ubiquitin ligase complex; Cul4-RING E3 ubiquitin ligase complex
Molecular function (GO): protein binding
Source: RefSeq, a predicted model, not a curated record
GGAGGAUUGUUGUCAUUUUUGGUGGCUAGCCGUCAGAGCUAGCUAGCCGCUUGGUUUUCUCUCCAACAUACUUUGAUCCAGCAGGAUGUUAGUAUGGAGUGUGUCCCAGUUUUGCCGGACAGCCUGGUGUUGGAGAUCUUCCUGCGUCUGCCCCAUGAUGCCGUGCUGAGAGCUGGUCUGACCUGCAGACAGUGGCUCGCCGUCUCUAGAGAUGAGUUCCUUUGGAGGGAGCUGUUUUACAGCUACUACCGCAUUCCUCGCUCUGUACCCCGACACCCAGCGGCGGUGUCAUGGUACAGGGAGUUCAGGCGUCUGUUCGACUGCAUCCCCUGUGUGGAGGUUCAGACGCUGAGAGAGCACAGCGACCAAGUCCUCCACCUGGCGUUCUCUCACAGGGGUCACCGGUUCUCCUCCUGCUCCAAGGACUGUACUGUGAAGCUAUGGGACACUGAGCGCCAAGAUGGCAACAUCUCCCUGGUGCACAGCUCCAGUAUGCGCCAGUUUAACUGGGGAUACACACAGUUCUCCCAGUUUAAUGCUGACGACACCCUGCUGCUCGUAUCUGGUGUCUACCUGGGUCCACACCACUCUUCCUCUGGGGAAAUCGCUGUCAUCAGUCUGGAAAACUACACACUGUUGUCUCGUGUAAGGAACAAACCUUACGACGUGUUUGGCUGCUGGCUCAACGAGACCCACCUGAUCUCUGGUAACCUGCACUGGAUCGGAAACAUGACGUCAUGCUCCGUGCUCUGGCUCAACAAAGCCUUCCAGGAUGUUGAAUCAGAGAACAUCAACGUAGUCAAGCGCCUUUUCAAAAUCCAGAACAUCAACGCCAGCACCAUCCGCACGGUGAUGGUGGCCCACUGCCGCCGUCACGACAACCCGGAUUUGCUGCUGGACUACGAGGCUCAGUCUCUGGCUCGACGGCAGAAAGGGCAGCAGCAGCAGAACCACCAGCCCCUCCUCUUUGACCUGGGAGCCUCCGGCAGCGAGGAAGAAGACGAAGAAGAGGAGGACGAGGAGCGCCAGAGAGAGGCGAGAUGUCACAGCCACACGACCCGUGUUCCUCAGCCCACAUUCACCGGCCUGGAGCAUGUUAUACAGAGUCGUAAAAAUGUCGGGCCCAGGGAGCUGGAGAUUGAGACCCAGGUGGCUCAGAUGAUGGGCAGAGCAUACACAAAGGCUCCUGCCUCAAACCUAAUCGAGCCGUCUGAACCUGGGGAGGGAGAGGACAAAACGUACUUACUUUUCACCACCGGCAGCCUUACUUACUCCCCUCACCAGAUAGGCAUUAAACGGAUCAAACCAGACCAGAUGACCACUUCUGGUCCUGUUCUUGGAGAGGAGCGGAGUUCAGAUGAGUUUUUUGAUUCCCUGGAUCAUGUUAUAGAUAUCCACGGACACAUUAUUGGAAUGGGCCUUUCUCCAGACCACAGGUACCUUUAUGUGAACAGUCGGGCGUGGCCUGCGGGGUGUGUGAUCUCCGACCCUAUGUCUCCUCCUCCAAUCGCAGAGGAGAUUGAUCUGCAUGUGAUCGAUCUUAAGAGUCUAAGGGAGGAGAGGAGGAGUCUACGCGCUCACCGAGCCUUUACGCCAAACGAUGAGUGCUUCUUUAUCUUCCUCGAUGUCAGCAGAGACUUUGUUGCCAGUGGAGCAGAGGACAAACAUGGCUACAUCUGGGACCGCCACUACAACAUCUGCCUGGCCCGUCUGGCACAUGAUGACGUGGUGAACUCUGUGGCAUUCAGCCCCGCCGACCAGGAGCUGCUGCUCUCUGCUAGUGAUGACUCUACCAUUAAGGUGUGGCGUUCGCCACGCAUGGUGCGCCUGGCUCAGUCCUCCGCUCGCCCGCCGAGGCCUCGAAGCCUAUUGUCAUCAUGGCUGAGUCGAAACAAGAACUCAUCAUCUGCCAGCAGUGUGAACGGAAAACCGUGAGUCAGGACGGAAUAAAAAACACGAGCAGUGGGAGGGAGAGGGAGGGGGGGAAGUUUGAUCUUUUCCUCCGUGGUGUGAAUACAAGUAUACAUACACUCCAUGUAUAUGUACAGUGUGGAAACAGUUGGUGGUUUUGCUUGAGCUGUCGUGACACACAGAAGUGCUCGUUGUCUACAGCUGACAGGAGACGGUUUGUGAUGUGACUCAGGGUUAGACACAAGAGGGCGCCAGAACACCAGCACAAGGACAGAGUAGCACAGACUGCUGGGCAGGAGUGAUGUGAGAGUUUUAUCACAGAUAGUGUAGAGCUGACACCUAAAUGCACAAGACAGAUGUCCUAACGGUCUCCCUGUGACGGUUUCUGUCUGUUUCUUUUGUUGGAGUAGGUCGACACAGGACGUGUGGGCCUGAGGUGUAAAUGUGUAAAUGUUCUGCAGAGAGAAAAUCUUAUGUCCUGCUCAUCAGAGGUGAAACCGAGAAUAAUUUCAGAAAUGUCUUUGCUUAUUUAUGGAUGUUAUUGUCACGAGUUUAAACACCUCCCAAACCAGAGGAUUCAAACAAAACAAAGGGAAGAUGACAUUUCGCUGCGUUUACUGCAGUUGGCCUUUUUUUUUAAUCCCAUCUUGUUUUUGUGCCCGAGAAACGACCCUUCACCUCUCUAUCAAGGAAUAAUUUUAUCUAGAAGACUCUUUGAGAAAAAGUUAGCGUGAAGCAUGACCGUAAAAAAAAAAGAAAAACAACAAAUGUUUGUGUAGCUGAUUGUUAUUUGGACCUAUAUAACGUAGAGAUGUAUUUUAACACCUUCAGUAAUUUGUAGCACUCUUUAAUUUUGACGCAUCAGGAUCAGUUUUCCCCUCCUAGACUUUUUAAAUAAACAUUUCCCAUUAUAUAUGCGGGAGGGUUUGUGUAAAAUCAUUUUACUUGGUGGAGUUUGGUGUACCUGCAUAUAGAAAACCAAAAAAACCCUCUAAAUACAGCUGAACUAAUGUACAAGAACAUUUAAAUGGCAAGAUAUCUAACUGACUCAUCACCCUGUUAUCGCUCACAUUUGUCCCUUUAAGCUUUUUUCUUUGGUGUCACAUUAUUGAACAUGUUACUUUAUAUAUUUAAAACUUUAUAUGCCCUUAAGGAUACAUUAUGCAUGUUUUUGUUGGUAUAAGAGGGUUGAAGAUGCCCACAUUGUUGAAUUUGCAAACUUUAAAACAACACAACAAAGAUCUAUUGGCGAUUUAACAUCAUUUGAAGUUUUGUUGAAUAACCCCUGCAAAAACUAAAAUCUUAGGCUGGCUACACACUUGACAAUUAAAAGGCCAAAACUUGAUAAGAUCUGCCACAAUCAGGGGCCGAUUCAAGGUUUGUCACAGCUGAUCAUUUGUCCAAAUAAUCCUCAAGUGUUUUGUGUCAAAAUGAUUCGUUUAUUGCUCCAGAUCAUGACAGAGCCACCCUGAUCUGGAAUCGAAGAUGUUUGAUAUUUAUGAUUUCAUAUCAGGGAGGCUCCAAUGGGUGUAGCCAAUAAAAGCCAAAGAGAGCAAGCAGACCAGGAAGUGUCACCAACUGGAUGUUGGGUACUUUCACAGUUCAGUACUUCAUAGACCUUUAUCGCAACCCACUUUUGGGUCCCACCCCAACAAUUGAGAAUCCCCGGUCUAGUAUGUGCAGUUGGAGGAUUAGGAUGUUAAAGGUCACAUAUUUUACCCUUUUAAGAUGCAUUUAUAUUGGUUUUAGAGGUCCCCAAAACAUGCCUGAGAAGUUUGUUGCUGAAAAAACACUCCAGUGUAGGAUUUUUGCAUGUCAGAA